AUGCAAGAGCAGUUUCCUGGCCAGGAGUUCCCGGGAGAUGAUCCGACCAAUUACCUUAACCGCGUCCCGUACGAGGCUCCGUUUGAUCUCGCCCGAAGCCCGGGGAAGGUCCUCGAUGAGCUGGGCCAUGAAUUCCGGGUCGGAAUCAACGGAUUCGGCCGUCUUGGCCGAGCCAUCUUCUGCAAGGCCUACGACACGCCUUACAUCAACAUCGUCGCCGUCAACGAUCCUCAUGUGGACGCGGCUCAAGCAGCAACCCUCCUCCAGGAAGAGCACUCUCAAGGCCGGCUCGCCCCAAGUGCCAGCCUCGAAAUCCACGCGGAAGCUGCAGCUGACACGCUCCUGCUCAACGACACCGCCACGGGCAAGACCGCGACGGUCCAGUUCAGCGCGCAGGACGACCCGUCCGUCCUGGGCUGGGCCAGUCUCGGCGCUUUCCACGUUGUCGAGUGCUCGGGCAUGUUCACGACCGUGGCGGCUGCGUCCGCACACUUGGCCACGGGGACAACCAGCGGCCAGAGUGAGGAUGACGAUGGCGCAGGUGGCGCUUUCAAGGUGUUGAUUGCGGCGGCGUCGCCUGACGCGCCGAGGUUCUACCCUCGGGCCAACUUGAGGGAGUACCGGGUUGAGCAGAGCGUGUUUGCGUGUGCGCCGCCGGGGGAUGACGAGCACCUCGCGGCACAUGGGAAUAAUUCUGCUGUCGACGAGAAUCAUGUGUGGCAGUACGCCGAUCACGUGCUUGAGUUGUUGAGCCUCGUCCUUGCGCGGGACGGCGCAGCAGCAAGCUGCGGCAUGGUUCAUGAAGAGGGUCGCGCGCCCUCACUCCACACUCUAUUUGUGGAGUCAUUGCGCUGGGUUCUUGGAAAUUGUCUUCCUCCUAGGGAAUAUUUUGACUACCUUGGUGGGGAGCUGGAGAUGGGAAAUUCAGAGUUUAUGAUGUAA
This is a messenger RNA of Diaporthe citri, 942 nucleotides long. RefSeq lists its product as uncharacterized. The record is from RefSeq and is a predicted model, not a curated record. Lineage: Eukaryota; Fungi; Ascomycota; Sordariomycetes; Diaporthales; Diaporthaceae. The transcript has 6 exons. Gene Ontology annotation, molecular function: oxidoreductase activity, acting on the aldehyde or oxo group of donors, NAD or NADP as acceptor; NAD binding. Bases 1 to 942 code for a protein of 313 amino acids.